GCGAGGAGGCUGCGCCGCGCGCGCCGCGCCAGGGCGGGAGCCGGGCCUGGGUCGCGGGCGGGAAUCGGCCAGGGGCGCACCAGCCGCGCGGCGGGCCGCCUGGGAGUCGCGGCGAUGGCGGUGCAGGCGGCGCUCCUCAGCACGCACCCCUUCGUCCCCUUCGGCUUCGGGGGCUCCCCGGACGGGCUGGGGGGCGCCUUCGGAGCCCUGGACAAGGGCUGCUGUUUCGAGGAUGAUGAGACCGGGACACCAGCGGGCGCGCUGCUGGCCGGCGCCGAGGGCGGGGACGUGCGCGAGGCCACCCGCGACCUGCUCAGCUUCAUCGACUCGGCGUCCAGCAACAUCAAGCUGGCAUUGGACAAGCCCGGCAAGUCGAAGCGGAAGGUGAACCACCGCAAGUACCUGCAGAAGCAGAUCAAGCGCUGCAGCGGCCUCAUGGGCGCCGCGCCCCCCGGCCCGCCCUCUCCAGGCGCAGCGGACGCGCCGGCCAAGCGGCACCCAGCCGCCCCCGGCGCCCAGACCGUCGCGGUCCCGCCCCAUGGCAAGGCUGCCCCCCGGCGGGAGGCGUCUCAGGCCGCGGCUGCCGCCAGCCUGCAGAGCCGGAGCCUGGCCGCACUCUUCGACUCGCUGCGCCACGUCCCCGGGGGCGACGAGCGGGCCAGGGGUUCGGUGGCGGCGCCCGUGGCCGGGCUCGGUGGAGCGGGCGCUGUGGGCUCGGGAGGGGACGCGGCCGGCCCCGCGGGAGGUACGGCCGUCCCCGGCGCCAGGAAGGUCCCGUUGCGGGCCCGCAACCUGCCGCCGUCCUUCUUCACCGAGCCGUCCCGGGCGGGAGGCGGUGGCUGCGGACCGUCGGGGCCCGGCGUGAGCUUGGGCGACUUGGAGAAGGGCGCGGAAGCCGUGGAGUUCUUCGAGCUGCUGGGGCCGGACUACGGCGUCGGCACCGAGGCGAGUGUCUUGCUCGCCGCGGAGCCUCUCGAUGUGUUUCCCACGGGAGCCGCCGUCCUGCGGGGCCCCCCGGAGCUGGAGCCCGGUCUCUUUGAGCCGCCACCCGCGAUGGUGGGGAGCCUACUGUACUCCGAGUCCUGGAGCGCCCCGGGCUGCCCCCCGACCAAGAAGCCGCCCCUGGCCGCCCCCCGCGGCGGCUUGACCUUGAACGAGCCCUUGCGCUCCCUGUACCCCUCUGCGGCGGACUCUCCCGGCGGAGAGGACGCGCCCGGCCUUUUGGCGUCUUUCGCCCCCUUCUUCUCAGACUGCGCACUGCCCCCGCCCCCGCCACCGCCGCCGCAUCAGGUGUCCUAUGAUUACAGCGCGGGCUACAGCCGCACGGCUUACUCCAGCCUCUGGAGACCGGACGGCGUUUGGGAAGGGGCGCCCGGGGAGGAGGGGGCGCACCGGGACUGAGGGAGAGGUACUGUUGCCUGUUUGCGACUGCUGUGGGGAGCUCCCGCCUCCGGGUUUCUCCUAAGCCUAAGAACGAUAGGAAAGUGCACGUGGAGAUGAAACGGGAUUUUAAAAUAUUCAAUUAAUAAAAGAAACUUAAAAAAAAAAAUGAAGAGGAGUUGGGGGGGUUGUUUUAAUCACAGCCUCAAGUGUUAAAAAAAAACAAAAACAAAAACGAAAAAAGCCGUUGGUAGGUUCUUCCUGGACCAGACAAGCAAGAAACCACGCCGGGCUUUGGGGAAUGGGGUGGGGAUGGUGGAAGGGACAAGGGGUGGCUUCUGUAGCCACCUGACCCUUCUACAACUUUUCAGCAAAAGGUCAGUGUGUUCAGUGUAAUUGCCCCAUCCAAACAGUGCGCUGGUUCCUCCCUUUCCUUCCCUUUUGAGUGCAUUAUGAAUUAAAGCCUCUAUUGAAAAGA
Leptonychotes weddellii (Weddell seal) is the source of this 1858-nucleotide messenger RNA. It is a transcript of the gene FAM181B, whose product is annotated as family with sequence similarity 181 member B. NCBI's taxonomy places the organism in Eukaryota, Metazoa, Chordata, Mammalia, Carnivora, Phocidae. The record is from RefSeq and is a predicted model, not a curated record.